ACACUCUGCCCAAAUCCUACGAAAACUUCCGACUCAAUGCCGUAAUGGGCAAGAAAAAGUUCACUCUAAAUGAACUGCUUAAUGAGUUGGUAGCGGCCGAGGGGGUCAUGGGAAAGAGUCCACAGGCUUUGGCCACUGCCACAGGACCCAGUUUUCCACCGAAAGGUAGGAAGAAGAAAGGGCCCCAUGGCAAGAAAGGCCAAGAAAAAGGUGGGAGCAAGAAGAAGCCAGGCCCUACCGGAGGCAUUAAAAAGCCAAAAGGGAAAGGCAAGUGCUUCAAGUGUCAGAAAACUGGACAUUGGAAAUCCGACUGUCCCAUGAUGAAGAAAGCUCAAGGGGUUCCUGCGGACAAGGGAGCUUAGUGGAGGCGAGCUGUCACUCUCCAUGGGAAAUGAAGCAAGCUUACCCGUUGUUUCAAUUGGAGAUGUGAAUUUAUUAAUUGAUAAACAUGUUUUGUUUUUAAGAGAUGUACUCUAUGUUCCGGGUUUUCGGAAAAACUUGAUUUCUACCAUUCAAUUACGAAAGUAUGGAUAUUCUGUUCUUUUAGAAGACAGUGCAGUAUUCAUUAAAGAUGGUCAAGUUUUAUUUAGAAGUGCGGCUGAUUCUCUUUA
Molecule: messenger RNA, 611 nt
Organism: Salvia miltiorrhiza (redroot sage)
Lineage: Eukaryota; Viridiplantae; Streptophyta; Magnoliopsida; Lamiales; Lamiaceae
Product: glycine-rich RNA-binding protein RZ1A-like
Exons: 2
Coding region: 45-362 (105 amino acids)
Molecular function (GO): nucleic acid binding; zinc ion binding
Source: RefSeq, a predicted model, not a curated record